Molecule: messenger RNA, 2598 nt
Organism: Carassius gibelio (silver crucian carp)
Lineage: Eukaryota; Metazoa; Chordata; Actinopteri; Cypriniformes; Cyprinidae
Gene: l1camb
Product: L1 cell adhesion molecule, paralog b
Exons: 2
Coding region: 43-327 (94 amino acids)
Source: RefSeq, a predicted model, not a curated record
GUGAAAGAUAAAGAGGAGGAUCAGGUCAAUGGGGCCCGUACAAUGAAAGAUGGAGAGUUUGGAGAGUACAAUGAUAACGAGAAGUGCUCCACCAGUCAGCAGUCUGUCUGCGAGAGCAAGCGCAGCAGCAAUGACAGUCUAGCCGACUACGGAGACAGUGUUGACAUCCAGUUUAAUGAGGACGGCUCCUUCAUUGGCCAGUACAGUGGACGCAGAGAUCCAAAUGGUCACGGCAGCUCGGGCGCCACAUCUCCCGUCAAUCCCAACAUGCCUCCACCCAGCAUCAGCUUUCCCACGUCUGUGACAGGAUUCCUGGGGCCAAACUAACGCUCCACCUCUACACACACACAUUCUUGACCAUUUGAAUGAGGGGUCCUGAUGGUAUUAGACAGGAUAUUAAUUUCAGGACAGACAGUCGUUACUAUAUGACACAAGAAACAACAUUAACCACCGGCUUCACGCUCACUUAAUAAUGAAACACAUGCAUCCGACAGACACGAAUAACCUGCAGGACAGUUGCUUCCAACAUUCCAUUCAAGCACUGAAAACUGUUUACAAUGCUCACUUCGCUGCUUCAAGUGAUGUUUGGAUUGUAAAUUCUCCCUCACUGGAAGUUUUGCCAGUUCUUUCACUGAAAUUAUGCAGAAGAAGAUGUGAUAAACAACAGACACAACAGGAAAAAGGCAUGAAUACAACUGUUUGAGAGUGUAGGGCAGACUUGGGCCUUGUUCAUGUGGCACACUAAUCCUAUUUGUUUUGAAUUUUAACGGUCAGUAGAACUGAGACUGAUUCUUUACAUGAUGUGGUCAGUAUUUCAUUCUAAGAUGCAGUUCCAGAAUUAUUUUAUUUUAACUGUUCAGACUAAACCAAAACAAAGUGAUUUUGCUGCCUCUCUGAACAAUGCCUUAUGUCGAAUACAUCAGCUGAAAUCACUGCGGUCAAUAGAAGUCAGGUCUUAAAGGCUGAAAAGCAAAAACCUUUUACUAUUCAUUAUGGGUUGAAGGCAUUAUUUUCCCAUUCACGAUUACAAAACGUUACAUUUAUUUGAAGUAUUGUUUUUGUAUUAUUCUUUUACUUAUGUUCUUUUUUUUUAUUAAAUACAUGUAUAUACAUACGUUUUUUCAUAAAGGCAAAUAUAUUUGAGUUAUAAUAUAUAUUUUUUAUUUUUUUUUUAUUAUUAAAUUUUUUGCUUGUAAUACAGUUAUCUUAAUGAAUUUGUGUUUUAUAAAACAGUAUGUAUGAACAUUAAUAAUCUCCCAUAUGUGUCUCUCUGUCUUAAUAAUCAAUGUUCAGGGCUUUUAACUGUGUAUCGUUUGUAUCGUUGCCCAAGUAAGUUUUUAAAAUAAUGGUGUUUUUGAUGCAAUUUAUUACGUUAAAUUUUUUUGAAGUACAUACAGCCGCUGCACUAAAGCCAAAUUUUGUGAUCUUGACACUAACAUAUAUUUUUAAAAGAAAAAGAAAAAAAAACAGCAACAAAAUCUGAUUUCCAGCAGCAAAUAACAGCAUGAGAUGUAGUGCUAGGCUAGUUGAUAUAGUGUGAGGCUGUGCCUGUUGUUCUGCUGUAACGCUGAGGCCAAACCCUGAAAAACUGCUGUGCUCCAGUGUCUGUGUCAUCCGUCCGUAAGAUUGCAAAUAUUAACACUCAAACAUUGCUAAUUAUGUACAGUGAAUUAUUACUAACAAUAACAGUCAUACAGUAUAAUAUCACACAUUUGUCUCAUGUCAUCAAUUUUUUUUUUUGUUUUUUUUUUUUUUUUGGUGUGGGCAUUCAUUGAAUUUGUGUAGUUGGGAUAUUCCUGCCUGAAGGAAAUAGCCUUGAACAAUAUAACGAGCCGAUGGCAGCGAAUAGACACAAAUUACAGAACAAACUGAUGCUUCAUAAUCUGAAUGUAAGUCAUCUUUUCCAACUUUGAUUUAGUAUGUUUCCACAUUUAAUAUCUUUAUUAUUAGAUUUAGUAGUAUUAUUACACUUAAUCUGAUCUUUAGUUUAGAAAACAGGUCAGAAGUAAAAUGCUAUUUAUUUAGUGGACUUCUGAAUGACUAUAUUGUUGUGAAUUUCAUUAAAUGCAUUUGGGGGAAGAAGCAGUGAUGAUGUCAAGAUGGGCCUGCAGUUUAACGACAUCAUCACCUCUUAACCAACCCGUCUGAAGACUGCAGAGCGAUACAUCUGUGACAUUUUAUAAUGGCACGGGUAGAAAUAUCGUCAGACAGUAAUUACAGCUUUGAGUUUACUCAUUUGUCUUCUCUCGCAUAUGCCACAGCAUCCUGAAUUGUACCGAUCAAAAUCAUGCUGCAAACGGCUGGUUAAAAUCAAAUUAAAUACUAGGAAUAUUUACAACAAAUGUAUGUAAGAGUAUGUAGCUUGUGUAUGCAUUACAAUAUAUUUUCCUACAAAAAGGACUUGAGUUAAACCGGUGGAAUUGCAGUGCAUGGCUUUAUACGAUGAGCUGUGAAAGACCUAAAGCUCAUCAACAUCCCUCCUGGGUCUGUGGGAUAUCUCCAUAUUGUGUGUAAGCUUCUUCUUACCUCUGCUUUCUAUUUGUAAAUUGACACACUAAAAUGAGAAUAAAAAUGUAGUCAGAGUGGUAUUUCAAAGCA